Molecule: messenger RNA, 4082 nt
Organism: Marmota monax (woodchuck)
Lineage: Eukaryota; Metazoa; Chordata; Mammalia; Rodentia; Sciuridae
Product: tripartite motif-containing protein 44-like
Exons: 1
Coding region: 1-915 (304 amino acids)
Source: RefSeq, a predicted model, not a curated record
AUGGUCACCAGAGUGUGCGCGGCCUACGAGGUGCACGAUGGCACGUGUGACCAGUGCGAACCCGACCAGGCUCCGCGGGCCGACGAAGUGUGCCGAGAAUGCGGCUUCUACUACUGCACCCGCCACGCCGACGAGCACAAGUGGAGGUUCCCCAGUCACCACCUGGUCAAGAACACGCAGGGCCUCCAGGCCAGGACCUCGCGAGCCGGCGGGGAGAGGCCCGGGAAGGAAGAGAUCACGGUCAAGGUGGAGCCGCGGCAGGAGCUAGAAAGCGCCUUGGAGGACAGUGACUCGGAAGGAGGGAGCGAGACCGGUGAGGAGAGUGAAGAGGAGGACAGUGAGCCAGAAAGCGAAAUGAUGGAAGAAGACAUCCAAGGAAGGUCCGUGUCGGAAAGAGAAACUAAGGCAGAAAGCAAAUUGGACCGAAAAAGAGCACUGGAAGAAAAGAGAACGUCCAAGAGGAAGUAUGCAGACCAAGGGCUUGAUUUGAGCCCCUACUCCCAGAAAGACAAGCCGAUCAUCUGUGUCCUUGGGACUCAGCAGGGUCACCAGCUUUACACCUUAGAUGAAGCCUUUGAAGAACUAAUAAGCAAAGACUCCACUAGAGUGAAGGCAGCCAUUAUAGAGUUGGUGGAAAAGUUAAAGCUCAAGAGUUCAGAUCCUAAAGUAACUCAGAAAGAGAUAAAGGAGUUCAUACAAAAAGAAUUUAAGAAAGUUCAGCAAGUGCUUGCUGAUGAGGAGCAUAAAGCUGUGCAUCUAGUGGAUAUCCAGGAAGAAAUGGACAGAGAUCAUCUAACUGAGAUACUGGCAGACCUUCAGUCCCGUAUGGAUAAGCAGAGGACUCAGAUGCCCCAGGCCAAGGAACAACUUGGUACCUCUAACAAAUCAGCUAAGCCAAGGGCAGGGUGUGCUUAGGAAGGACCCAGUGGUGCCAGUGAAUAAGAGAACACAUGAAGGCUUGCCAUCAGAGUAGAAAACAACCCCUUCCCUUGUGUAUAUGUAACGGGCUUCUGACUUCUCUGAAGACUGCCCAGCAACAAAUGUACUCCCACCGGAUAUACCUCUAGAUCCACAGCAGGCACAUAUGUUUCCAAUGAAUGACCAGUUUUAUGCUUACUAUGUACUUCUCAUUCUCUUGUUGCAAUAAGUCAAAUAAAGAGCCUCUUUGAGCAACUAAGAAGGGCCCUUCAGGUAUCCCCUCAAUGGCUGCUUUGAACUUACUCAGGAAAGCGAGCCCCUAUAAUGUUGUGUAAGUCAACAGUAAUACUUCAUUAGUGAUCUGAAAUAAUCAUGAAAGGAAGUUAGAGGGUUUUUGCCUACCUGCAAACAAAAACUCUACUUUGUUCACUCUGAAGCAUGAAACAAACAAGACAAAGUAGGGCUUUACUGACUCAUGUCCACAGUCUCCAUAGUCCAGUUCUACCUUUGUGAAAAUGUGAUGCUGUAAAUUAGGAUGGAUGACCUGAAAAUGAGAUUGGAGAAAGAGUUAAAAGCUAAAAAAAAAAAAAAAGACAUAUUUUUAGCAUAUGAGGUCAUUCAGGACUUCAGAUUCAUAAUUCAGUGUUGUGGAAAUGAAAGUAUAAUAAUUUUGUCAGCAGAGACUGUCAACUGCAAACUAUCUUAAGAAACCAGAACAAUAUCCCGUUAAAUCAAGCAGAGACUUACUGCAUCCAGGGAGGCCACUUACUACCUCAACAUCAUCCUAGUUGCAUCUUGCAGGAGAGAAGAGGAUUUGAAAAACACUGUUUUUAAGACUGUCGGACCUACUUUAAGGCAUGCCAUGACUUUCAGUGGUGUGAUCUGCUUGGUACUGAACCAAGUUUAUAAUAUAAUAAGACUAAUGCACACAGUAAGGGCAGGAUUUGGAAGAGUCUUUGAGGAGUAAACCAUCAUUUUAUGAACCCAGCUGCAAGAUCUAUUGUUCUGAGAGGAGGUUAUUUACUUAAUGAGAACAAAUAGAUUUUAAAGACAAACUCAGGAGGUUCUGAAAUAAACGAUAGUUACUUGCAGCUUCAUCUUUCUGGGAAGAAUUUCUGUGAUAAUAAAGUCAAGUUAACACCGAGGUUGAAAGUAAAAUCACCUUAAUGUGGACAGUAGACUGGGUACAGAUGGCUUCACGUGUCAACAACAGAUGAUGUUUGAAAUAAAAUGUGAGAAUGAAUAUUGACAGUCCUUAUAUAUCAUUUUGAAGUGUAUGACAUGGGGGGAAAGAGGGGAUCAAGUUCGGUCCUGUGCCAAAGUGCUUUGCAAAAAAAAGAAAUUCAUCUGAUUCUACUAGCAAUCCUAAAAAAUGUAAUUAUUUUACCCAUAUUUCAGAUAAUACUGAGAAUUAGGGAGGCUAUAUUUUAAAAGUAAUCCUUGCUUAGUAUCUCUUAAGGAAUGGGUGAAGCCAGAUUUCAAAUCCAGUAAUUAAAUCAUUUGCCACCUUCUUCAUUGAUCUGCUUAUGAACAACUUUGGUUCUUUAAAAUCUAUGAUAUGUCAGGCACUGUUUUAGGCAAUGGAGAUAUCUUGAUUAACAUGACAUAUAUAGACUGUAGCUUCUUGGUGUUUAUAAUUUAGAGGGGAAAAGAGAUGGUAUGGAGAAAAAAAAGAUUAUUUCAGGAGUCUAAAAACUUCCCUGGUAUCAUUAACUAUAGAUAUCUAGAUUAGAUGGCAUUUUAAAUCAGCACUUUGGUAUAAAAUUGGCAAAAUCAGGAAAGUUGAGCAUCCUAACAAGUGUAUGCAUCCUGAGCCUUCUGAUAAAUCAGUGUGUGGCAGGAGGGUGGGAAACAGGCUCAGAGAGGAGGGGAGAAGAGAGUGUUUCCUCCGCUGUGUGGGCAUUUGGCAAUAUUUCUCAAUUUCUGGCCUACAUCACUCUCUGUGUGAGUUCUGCACACAGAGGAAGGGACUCAAGCAAUUUUUCCAACAUUCUCAGCUAUUGUCCAAAAAUAUCUCGUAGACAAUUUUUUUCUGGGAAUGAACAAUGAGUAGUCAUGCUGUCAAUAUCUGUUCAGUCAUUUACCUAAGAUCCCAAGAAACAUGGCUUGCUGUGUAUGGUUCAUUUCAUUGGUGACAAAUUUCUCCACUUUGGAAGCUUUGGUGAAUCUUUAUCCCAAAGUGGCCCAGUUGUUCAUCUAUGGCUGAGUGAUGGGGGGUUUGUGAUAAGACAAAGCUUCUAACCCACCUUUCUUAGGGCAGAAGUUGGUCACCUAGUUCUCUCUGGGAGUGUGAAUAACGAUAACUGGCAUUUUUACACUGCAUGACAGUUUACAAAGGCACUUCUCAUGCAGUUAUAUUGUUUUAAUAUAACACAGAUAAGAAAAUGAUGUACAAAGAGAAUAAGUGUCCUUCUCUAACAUCUCUGGGCCCAGCAAUAAACUAUGAUGUAUUCUAAUUCUAACCCCUCUGUCCUUCCCACUAUUCCAGUGCUAACAUUCCAUUUCAAUCCCCCUCCCUUUCCUCUGUCACCUCUCACCCCUCCUCCCCCUCCCUUUUGCUUUGCAUAUUUUUAAGGCUGAAAGGGGAAAGAAAAAAAAAACAUGCCAGGUGCAGUGGUGCUUGCCCAUAAUCCUAGCAACUUGGAAGACUGAGGCAGGAGGAUAGCAAUUUAAAGGCCAAACUCAGCAACUUAGUGAGACUGGGUCUCAAAAUGUAAAAAGUGAAUAAAAAUGGUUGCCGAUAUGGCUCAGUGGUAGAAUUCUCCUUGGUUAGGUUCCCUGUAGUGGGGAGAGAAAAGCCACACUUAACUAAGCUCUUAUUUUUACUAACUUCAUUCUUCCAUCACUAUUAUUUAUAAAUAUAUUAUUAGUGUUCCCAUCACAAAUUACAGACAGCACCUUUAGUCCUGUUGGCCUCCAUAUGGCUGGUUGACUGGUGACUGCAGAUCUCAAACUAGGCCUUGUUUAUUUUUAUUUCUUUAUUAUGCUCUACCUUUAUUUGUUAAAGUUAUAAUCAGGAGAUAAGAUUUUGCAUUAAGAAGAAAAUACCCACACAUUCCUCUCUGAGCAGAGAGUUCACUGAAACUUACUUUGAAAUGUAUCUCCUAUUCCCCUAAAAAAAAGAUCAUUAGAGAAGAAAUCUAUUCCUCCUCAGUAAACUUUAC